Messenger RNA from Xyrichtys novacula (pearly razorfish), 351 nucleotides. The record is from the annotation of a GenBank genome assembly. Lineage: Eukaryota; Metazoa; Chordata; Actinopteri; Labriformes; Labridae.
AUGCAAUGGAGUAUUGUCCUGCAUAAAAAUCAUGGUUUUCUUGAAAGAUGCAGACUUUUGCCUGUACCACUGCUUGAAGAAAGUGUCUUCUCAAAACUGGCAUUGGAUUUGGGAGUUGAUUUUAAGUCCAUCUUUAACCCAAAAGGUCCAGCUAGCUCAUCUUUAAUAAUACCAGCCCAUACCAGUACCCCGCCUCCACCUUGCUGGUGUCUGAUUCGAAGUGGAGCUCUGUGCCCAUUACUGAUCCAGCCACGGGUCCAUCCAUCUGGUCCGUCAAGAGUCACUCUCAUCCCAUCAGUCCAUAAAACCUUUGAAAAAUCUCUCUUCAGAUAUUUCUUGGCCCAGUCUUGA